AUGGGUGUGUUUGCUUUCACAAAUGAAUACGCUUCCCCAAUUCCUCCGGCACGGUUGUUCAAGGCCCUAGUUUUGGACUCACAUAACCUAAUUCCCAAACUCAUGCCUCAAGCUAUCAAGAGCAUUGACAUCAUCCAAGGCGACGGAGGGGCUGGAUCUAUCAAGCAGAUCAACUUCAUUGAAGCUAGUCAGCUCAAAAGCCUGAAGAAUCGCGUGGAUGAGCUAAACGAGGAGACAUUCACGUAUAAGUAUACUGUGAUCGAUCUCAAGGAGAAGUUCGAAUCUAUUGCUUAUGAAGUCAAAUUUGAGCCAACACCGGAAGGUGGGAGCAAGAACAAGAUGACGAGCACGUAUUACACAGAAGGCGAUGUCGAGCUCAAAGAAGAGGACGUUAAGGCAGGCAAAGAGAGAGCCUUGGGAAUGUACAAGGUUGCCGAAGCUUACCUCCUCCAAAACCCCUCCGCUUAUGCUUGA
This is a messenger RNA of Syzygium oleosum, 474 nucleotides long. RefSeq names its product major allergen Pru ar 1-like. Gene Ontology annotation, cellular component: cytoplasm; nucleus. Lineage: Eukaryota; Viridiplantae; Streptophyta; Magnoliopsida; Myrtales; Myrtaceae. Gene Ontology annotation, molecular function: protein phosphatase inhibitor activity; abscisic acid binding; signaling receptor activity. The coding region runs from base 1 to 474 and encodes 157 amino acids. The record is from RefSeq and is a predicted model, not a curated record. The transcript has 2 exons. Gene Ontology annotation, biological process: abscisic acid-activated signaling pathway; defense response.